This is a messenger RNA of Eurytemora carolleeae, 528 nucleotides long. Its product is annotated as lysosomal aspartic protease. Gene Ontology annotation, molecular function: aspartic-type endopeptidase activity. Lineage: Eukaryota; Metazoa; Arthropoda; Copepoda; Calanoida; Temoridae. The record is from RefSeq and is a predicted model, not a curated record. Gene Ontology annotation, biological process: proteolysis; cell death. The coding region runs from base 52 to 528 and encodes 158 amino acids. Gene Ontology annotation, cellular component: lysosome. The transcript is spliced from 6 exons.
CAAAAUACAAAGAUAAACUGUUAUCAGUUGGAUUUCUUCCUCUGCUGAAUAAUGAAGGCUCUUCUAAUUCUUAGUCUUUUUGUUGUAGCAACAUUAGGAUUCUACAGGAUUCCUUUAACGAAAAUAAAGACCGCAAGAAGGACAAUUGAAGAUUUUCAAACUUCUGUUGAGAAAAUAAAAAAUAGGUGGGGUUCUGGAAAUGUUCUGGGUAGUCUGAUGCAAGAUUUUCCUGAGGACCCUUUAGAUAAUUACCUUGAUGCCCAGUAUUAUGGUCCUGUUGAUAUUGGAACUCCUGCUCAGAGAUUCAAUGUUAUAUUUGAUACUGGUUCCAGUAACUUCUGGGUUCCUUCAGGGAAAUGUCCAAUCUGGGAGCUUGCUUGCCUAACUCACAACAGAUACCACAGUGAAGAUUCCAGCACUUAUAAACCUAAUGGAACAGAGUUCGAAAUUCAGUAUGGAUCUGGAAGCAUGUCAGGAUUCUUGUCUACUGAUUCGACCUGCAUUGCUGGUGUUUGUGUAACUAAUUAA